Rotaria sp. Silwood1 is the source of this 414-nucleotide messenger RNA. The record is from the annotation of a GenBank genome assembly. NCBI's taxonomy places the organism in Eukaryota, Metazoa, Rotifera, Eurotatoria, Philodinida, Philodinidae.
AUGAGCAAUGGAUUUACUCAAUCUGACUUUCAAACUUUACUCAAUCCAGCAUCUUGUAUUCAUACAUUGUCGACUCAUGGAGAAUUAGCUUUACGAUUGAUAAAACGGAAUAUAAAAAGUACAUUGAUUGGUCAACUUGAAGUAACAGCUGGAGUGCAUGAUCUUUUGUUUAAUAAUGAACAAUGUGCUGGAUUAACUCUUUCACCAUUAAGGCAGCAGUGUGAAGAUCUUACAAUUUGUCUCGAAAAUCGAUCACGUAUUAUUUCUCUUGUCAACACAACGUCCAAUCUUCAAACUCUGACAUUCAUAUGUGAUCGUAGCGAGUGGAAUCAUUACCGAUUUUUAUCGUCAGAUUACAAUGAAUUCAUUGAAUGGUUGCGAUCUCGUUUAGCAUCCACAUGUUUUGUUGGCUGA